Molecule: messenger RNA, 1414 nt
Organism: Gryllus bimaculatus (two-spotted cricket)
Lineage: Eukaryota; Metazoa; Arthropoda; Insecta; Orthoptera; Gryllidae
Source: the annotation of a GenBank genome assembly
GAAGCCGCAAAGCUAUUUCAUCCCGGAUGAGCCUGGCCACAACAAAACAGGAAGCGGAGCGUUGAAUCGCCGGAAAUGCCGAGGUUAGUUUUCUCUCCUCUCGCGCUGUCCCCUAUCGAGACGAAUUGCCGCGUCCAUCCGCGGACUGGCUCGCUUCUCCCGCGGUGCGACGCCCAGGCGGAAGGCCCAACCAGCCUUCGACUUCUUUAGAACAUCUACAACUUGAUUGGUGGUGCUGGAUAUCUGCACUCUCCUUUGAGCAUUAUCAUCGAAAUGGAUGCGAGGGCGUUGGCGUGGGCGUGUGUGCUGGUGCUGGGGGCGGCGGGGGCGGCCAAGACGCCGAAGGAGCCACUGCCCUACCUCAACAACUCCCAGUGCGAGCAGUGCGAGCCCUGCCAGGCGUGCCAACCCUGCGCGUCGUGCGUCCAGCGCCCGUGCCCGGCCCCCGCCCCCGCGCCCCCGCCCCCGCCCUGCCGCACGCCCUGGGCGCUGGUCGCCAAGUACAGGAGCCACCCGGGCAUCGGCGUCUACCGGCUGCACACGCAGCGCGCCACGUGGACCGAAGCCCAGAAGAUUUGCGAGGCGGACGGCACGCACCUCGCCGUCAUCAACUCGCAGGCUGAAGCCGACCUCUUCAAGAAGUUCUACCAGGAGGCUCGCAUCUCGGACUGGUUCUUUCUGGGAUUCAGCAGAGGCAAGGACGGGAAAUUCUACACGGUUCAAGGGCGCCCGCUGUCGAGCGCGGGCUACGCGCGCUGGGGCGCCAACGAGCCCAACAACGCCAACGGCAGCGAGCACUGCGGCUUCAUGCUGGCCAGCGGGCUGCUGGCGGACGGCUGGUGCGACGCGCGCCUCGCCUUCAUCUGCGAGGCGCCGCUCUAGGCGAUCCACUGAACUACGCUUCGACUCGCUUUUUCUUCGACUUUUAGCUCGAUUAUUUUCAUGCAAAUAUUAUGUUUCAAGACUAGCUAGCAAAAUAUGAAAGUACAUCUCUGCUUUUCAACUUGAGGAAUGCAUUUGCUUGUCUACAUUAUGGAGACACACUUUCGCCAUUAAUUUCAUGUUGGUAAAACUAAUAAUAUGGAAAAUCACUCUGAAUGUUCUAAUAUUUUAGUGAUUGUGUUAUAUUCGGUAUGGAAUAAGAAAUAGACAGAAGAAUCAGUUUUCCUAUAAUCAUCCUAAACCAAGUGCAUCAUUAAGUUACAAUUGUUGGUGUAAUUGUAUAAAAAUAUAUUAGUUUAUAUUAGGAUAUAACAUUGGUUAUCUUGUAAUGAUCUUAGCUUAGUCCAAACAUUUAUCUUUUAGGCUAUUAUUGUAGAGAAAUUCUAUUGCCAUUUUAACUUUUAACUGAUACAGUCGUUUCUCAUGAGUACGUGUGUGAAAUGAAUAUUAAUAAAAAUAAACAAAUAUUAUU